This is a messenger RNA of Stomoxys calcitrans (stable fly), 1324 nucleotides long. RefSeq lists its product as uncharacterized. The transcript has 3 exons. Bases 1 to 1260 code for a protein of 419 amino acids. The record is from RefSeq and is a predicted model, not a curated record. NCBI's taxonomy places the organism in Eukaryota, Metazoa, Arthropoda, Insecta, Diptera, Muscidae.
AUGGAGAUUGUAUACGAUAAGUCGGUUGUGGUUAUACCGAAACAUUUUACAUUAGAUUUCUUUGAGGAAGUGGCGGAAAACGCUUUGCAGACAACGAAUGUCCGUAUUGGAAGAAUUGAUAUAAAGAUGGCAAGCAAAGCAGGAGAUAAUUAUUGCAGCUUCAUAUAUCGCGUGCAAAUGUCAUUUGCAGAAAGUGAGGAAGGUCCCGCGAAGUUAAGGCCUCCGCUUUCGGUUGUAAUAAAGAGCACUCCUAUCUCAACAGCUAUAGACUUUUUGGACGAUAUGAAGGUGUAUCUAAAGGAGAAGGUAUUUUAUUACACGGUACUGCCAGUGAUAGAAAAUUGUGCGGCUAGGAAGUCUCGAUUUGGAGCAAAAAUAUUGCACAGCAUGAAGAAGCCGGUGAAUACAUUAGUUUUUGAAGAUUUAAAUGUUUUAGGAUACACACUUGCUUCUAGGGAAUUAGGCUUGAAUGAAAGACAUGCAAAGUUGGUUCUACAACGUUUGGCCCAUUUUCAUAGUGCUUCGGUUGCGGUUAUGGAAAAGGAUCCGGAGUUGUUGCUGUGUUUUAAUUCAGGUAUUCUGGCCAAAGGAGCAAUUCAAAGGGACAAUAGUACAUUUUAUGGUCUCAUCAAAAGCAGCUGCCAAGCUCUCAUCGAUAUUGCGAAAACUUGGAAUGGAUAUGAACAGAUCGCCAAGAAAUUAGAGUUGUAUAUCGCUAAUCUACGUGAGAAUUUGCUUAAAAUGCAAGAACCCAUACCAGGUGAAUUUGAGGUUCUUAACCACGGCGACCUAUGGGUGAACAAUUUUAUGUUCAAAUACAAUAGCAACUGUGAGUUAAUGGACUUGGUUUUUGUAGACUACCAAAUGAGUAUAUUGGGUAGCCCAGCCAUGGACCUCAAUUACUUUUUUUAUACAAGCCUUCCGGUGCAUCUGCUAAAAUCAAAACGGGAGGAUUUUAUAAAAUUCUAUUAUGCUGAGCUAAAUGAGAACCUAAAGCAGCUGAAAUGCAGAAAAAUACCUUCAUAUGAGGAAUUACGUGCGCAAGUCGCUCUGCGCGAAUCUUUCGGCUUCUUUGCAAAUCACGCCAUUUAUCCUAUAAUAAGCAUCGACCAAACAAUUGCUGCUGAUAGCACGUUUGAAAACUUUGCAGAUCGAGAUUUUGCAAAAAAAAAGUUCACACAGAUAUUAUCGCAACAAAAGCUGAUGGAUAUGUACAAGUACACCUUGAAACAUUUUGAUGAAAUGAAAAUAUUCGAUUAGAUAACUGUACACUAAGCUGAAUGUUUUGAUAAUAAAAAGUAAGAAUGGUGGUGGUGUUAGAUGA